AUGCAUCCUUACGACUUCCAAAGAGCUUCGCCCCAAACCUCAUCCCCUCCGAAUGGCCCAACAGGUCGAGGUGAAAAUGCCCUAUGGGUCGGCAACAUCCCGUCGAACACCACCGUCAUGCGUCUCAGAGACUAUUUCUCCAACGCAAUGCCAUCACAACACGACUUGCUCAGCAUCUCCUAUAACCCCGAUGCGAGAUACGCAUUCGUCAAUUUCCGAACCGAUUCAGCUCGCAUGCUCGCCAUACAGCAGGCGGCAUAUCACCUCUUGGAUGGAAAACGACUGGACUGUCGUAUCCGUCAGAACGGCUCCAGCAGAUCAACCAAGGUCAACUAUGGUCUCGACUCAGGACGUCCAAGCCAAUCGAUAUCGAUAUCCAGUGAUGCACCAAGCACCCUACGGCAUAAAGUGGAGGAGAUGUUGCACUUCCCCGAAGCAGAUAGCUCUCAAUACGGAAAGGAGAAGUACUACAUCCUGAAAAGCUAUUCACUCGAGACUCUUUACCAAAGUCUCGCAUCUGGGCUUUGGCACGUUCCCAAGCGGCAUGUCGAACGACUGAAUAACGCCUUUCAGACAGCCAGCAAGGUCUACCUGAUCUUUUCGGUGAAUGGUUCUGGUCGCUUCUUCGGCUAUGCAACGAUGCGGGCCGAAAUCUCAGAUGAAGAACGCCCCACCCCAUCUGCAAACGGAAAUCUCUUUCCGGCGCACCCAGCGCAGGAACCGUACGACACCGAGUUGACAGAGUCUGGCAGCGAUUCGCAAUCGGAGCCCACUUCACGGAGGCCGUCACUUUCGUCCUGUGACACGUCUGUCACAACCGGAUCGAUUUCCUACGAGCCCCAGAGAAGGAAGAUCAUAUGGCACGCGUCGUCAUCACCGCAUUGCCCGAGAAGUCCCUCCACCGCAGAUGGCUCAUACCCGUUGCAAUUUCCCAUCUCGUCGCCAGAUUCGAUCGACCCACCGAGCCUGGACUCAAACUCAGUGUCCUCAAACCUGACGAUCUGCACUCAGCCUUGCCGCAUAAAAUGGCUUUCGGCGCAGAGCGUACCCUUCGAAGAGCUCCGUGGUCUCAGAAAUGUCUGGAACAGUAACAAGGAGAUUCACGUCGCCAGAAACGUCACGGCUGUGGAACCCGCCGCUGCGGCAAUGCUGCUAAGGUUCUGGAAAGGACGGGAACAAUCCACAAGGUUAGGGAGGAAUGGUUUGAUUCCAGCUGAUCUAUCGAUCAUGAAGCGAUAA
Molecule: messenger RNA, 1239 nt
Organism: Cladophialophora yegresii CBS 114405
Lineage: Eukaryota; Fungi; Ascomycota; Eurotiomycetes; Chaetothyriales; Herpotrichiellaceae
Exons: 2
Coding region: 1-1239 (412 amino acids)
Biological process (GO): mRNA splicing, via spliceosome; regulation of alternative mRNA splicing, via spliceosome
Cellular component (GO): nucleoplasm
Molecular function (GO): mRNA binding; N6-methyladenosine-containing RNA reader activity
Source: RefSeq, a predicted model, not a curated record